AUGAAACUCUUCGUCUUGUUUUCGACCAUUCUGGUCGCAGUGGUGCUGUCUCAGACCACGUAUCUAAACGACCCUCUUGUGACAGUCCGGGCAGAUGGGGUCCCAGAGAAGCCAGUCACGGUAGAACACAGCCGGCUGCUAUCCUUUCUCCUCCAGCUUUUCCCAGCACGGUUUGCGCUGAAGGAGGCGAGGGACCUCAUGCACACCGCCGAGCGGGCUAUUGCCCUCACCUUCGGCCUGCAAUCGGUCGAGAACCAGCUACCAAAGGCAGGAGAGCCCUGCCCUUCUGUCACCAUCAUCUACGCGCGUGGGACGUACGAGAUAGGCAACGUCGGCGUGCUCGUCGGCCCGGGCUUCUUCGAGGCUGUGAAGCUGGCCACGAGCGCUACGAACUCGUCGGUAUCUGUAGCGGUCCAGGGCGUCGAGUACGCCGCGAUAUUCCCGGAAUACGUGAAAGGCGGGGACAGGGCAGGCAGCCAGAAGAUGUACAGUUACCCACCCUCCCAGAGCAUCCAGGUUCCCGGUGCCCGCUCAGCUACUGACUUCCUACCAAUAACUAGGGCUGACGAUGUGAGCCAAGCUCUCGAGGUGUGCCCGCAGACAAAGGUCGUCAUGGCUGGCUUCUCGCAGGGCGGUCAGGUGGUGCACAAUGCGGCGGCCCAGCUGCCUCCCGCGACCAUGGCGCAGGUCAGCUCGGUGGUCAUUUUUGGAGACCCGUUGAACGGGACGGCAGUGGCCGGCGCUGUUCCCGAGAGAGUGCUGGUCCUCUGCCACGAGUCGGAUAUCAUCUGCCAGGGCAGCCUCUUCGUACCACUAUCGCAUAUGACGUACCUGGCGGACGUCGGAGAGGCAGCCGAGUUCGUGGCCAAGCAUUUGUGA
Thyridium curvatum is the source of this 879-nucleotide messenger RNA. RefSeq lists its product as uncharacterized. NCBI's taxonomy places the organism in Eukaryota, Fungi, Ascomycota, Sordariomycetes, Thyridiales, Thyridiaceae. Gene Ontology annotation, molecular function: cutinase activity. The record is from RefSeq and is a predicted model, not a curated record. Bases 1 to 879 code for a protein of 292 amino acids. The transcript has a single exon. Gene Ontology annotation, biological process: carbohydrate catabolic process. Gene Ontology annotation, cellular component: extracellular region.